AUGCUGGCCUGGCUCAAGAGCCUCUUUGGCGAUCCCGCUGCAAAGAAGAAGCGGCGCCAGAGUCGUGCGUAUCAGAAACGCGUGCGGAACCAUGAACGUCAGCUGCGCAAGAAGCAGUUAGGGGAGACAAAUGAGCAUACAAGCUUCUACUUCAAGCCGUACGCGGGUGGAAGAGUAGGCCCGCUUCAUCCCUUGGCUGCCCUACAACUGCAACGAAACCGAGAGAGCAAGAUCACGGAACAGUAA
Molecule: messenger RNA, 246 nt
Organism: Penicillium cinerascens
Lineage: Eukaryota; Fungi; Ascomycota; Eurotiomycetes; Eurotiales; Aspergillaceae
Exons: 3
Coding region: 1-246 (81 amino acids)
Source: RefSeq, a predicted model, not a curated record